This is a messenger RNA of Enhydra lutris kenyoni (northern sea otter), 1214 nucleotides long. Its product is annotated as CD79b molecule. Gene Ontology annotation, biological process: B cell receptor signaling pathway; B cell differentiation. Bases 105 to 776 code for a protein of 223 amino acids. NCBI's taxonomy places the organism in Eukaryota, Metazoa, Chordata, Mammalia, Carnivora, Mustelidae. Gene Ontology annotation, molecular function: transmembrane signaling receptor activity. The record is from RefSeq and is a predicted model, not a curated record. Gene Ontology annotation, cellular component: B cell receptor complex; external side of plasma membrane; membrane. The transcript has 6 exons.
AAGAGGCAGGGAGGGGACAGGCUGCAGCCCGGGCAGUUACACGUUUCCCACCCAGGAGCGUCUGUCCUAGUCACCAGCUUGGAGUCCGAGGUGGAUUGGUGACCAUGGCCGGGCUGGUGCUGUCUCCCGUGCCCAGCAACUGUCUGGUGUUGCUGCUGCUGCUUUCAGGUGUGCUAGCAGCCAAAACAGAAGACAAGCACCGGGAUCCCAAAGGAAGCACUUGCUCCGGCAUCCGGCAGAACCCACGCUUCAUAGCCCGGAAAAGGGGCUCCACGGUGGAAAUCAGGUGCUACACUGAGGACCUGGGGACUGUGAGCUGGCUCCGGAAGCGGGAGAUGGACUCGGAGCCCAAGCUGCUGCUGGACGAGGGUGACAUACGGCAGACCCAGAACGGCUCCAUCGCCACGCUCACCAUCAAAGGCAUCCAUUCCCAGCACAGCGGCAUCUACUUCUGCCAGCAGAAGUGCCCAACGGGGUUCCCGAGCAAGGGCUGCAGCACUGAACUGCGAGUCAUGGGGUUAAGCACCUUGGCACAGCUGAAGCGGAGGAACACACUAAAAGAUGGCAUCAUCAUGAUCCAGACCCUGCUCAUCAUCCUUUUCAUCAUCGUGCCUGUCUUCCUGCUGUUGGACAAGGAUGACGGCAAGGCUGGGAUGGAUGAAGACCACACCUACGAGGGCCUGAACAUCGACCAGACGGCCACCUAUGAGGACAUAGUGACUCUGCGGACAGGAGAGGUGAAAUGGUCAGUCGGUGAGCACCCAGGUCAAGAGUGAGGGGCCGGCCCUCCCCACGCCCCUGGGCCCCGCCAGCCGGGCCUGCAUUGACUGUGUGAGAGCCGCCUCCAGCUCCCAGCUCAUCCCCUCUUCCCUGGACCUCGGUCAGCCUCCGAAGCUGGCCCACCGCAUCUGCCUGCCUCCCCGCCGUGGCCCCUGGUCUUGCCACAGAGACUGGAGCAGAAGGGCCGUAGGGCCGAGCAGUGGUUUGGAGUGGAGAGUUCUCUGGGGAUAGACUGGGCCCAGACUUCUGGGGGUGCUGUGUGGGGAUCCAGCCCACGUUCAGAAUGCAGAAGGCAGAGGCUUGUCUGGAACCUGCGAAUGGACUCAGGCAGACCAGCUUCCUGCAGAGCCCAGGAAAAGCUAUGGGCCCUCCCACUUGGCCACAGAUGGGCCACAGAGGGCUACAUGCCCCUCCCACCCUCUCCUACCCUUUCU